Molecule: messenger RNA, 4009 nt
Organism: Capra hircus (goat)
Lineage: Eukaryota; Metazoa; Chordata; Mammalia; Artiodactyla; Bovidae
Gene: NLN
Product: neurolysin
Exons: 13
Coding region: 130-2244 (704 amino acids)
Biological process (GO): peptide metabolic process; proteolysis
Cellular component (GO): mitochondrial intermembrane space
Molecular function (GO): metalloendopeptidase activity
Source: RefSeq, a predicted model, not a curated record
GCCCAGCUGGCCGCCGCCGCCACGGUUGCCUCCUGCGCUAGGCCACCGCACCGCUUCCCGGCGCCCCGCCACCCCCACCCCCAGACCGGAAGACAGCGCGCCCGCAGCCCGUCGCCUCCCGGCUCUCCCAUGAUCGUCCAGUGCCUUUUGGCUGUGCGAGGCCUCCACAGAGUUGGUGGUUCCAGAAUUUUAUUCAGAAUGACUUUAGGAAGAGAAGAGAUGUCUCCCCUUCAGGCAAUGUCUUCCUAUAUGGCAGCUGGUAGGAAUGUUUUAAGAUGGGAUCUUUCACCAGAGCAAAUUAAAACAAGAACUGAGGAGCUCAUCUCGCAGACCAAACAGGUGUACGAUGCUAUUGGAAUGCUUGACAUUAAGGAGGUAACUUACGAGAACUGUUUGCAGGCACUGGCAGACGUAGAAGUGAAAUAUAUAGUGGAACGAACCAUGCUAGAUUUUCCCCAACAUGUCUCCUCUGACAAAGAAGUACGAGCUGCAAGUACAGAAGCAGACAAAAGACUGUCUCGUUUUGAUAUUGAGAUGAGCAUGAGACAAGAUAUCUUUCUGAGAAUUGUUCAUUUAAAGGAAACCUGUGAUCUGGAAAAGAUAAAGCCUGAAGCCAGACGAUACUUGGAAAAAUCCGUUAAAAUGGGCGAAAGGAAUGGGCUCCAUCUUCCAGAACAAGUACAAAGUGAAAUUAAAGCAAUGAAGAAGAGAAUGAGUGAGCUAUGUAUUGACUUUAACAAAAACCUCAACGAGGAUGAUACCUUCCUUGUAUUUUCCAAGGCUGAACUUGGUGGUCUUCCUGAUGAUUUCGUUAACAGUUUAGAAAAGACAGAUGGUGACAAGUAUAAAAUUACUUUAAAAUAUCCACACUAUUUUCCUGUCAUGAAGAAAUGUUGUGUACCUGAAACCAGAAAGAAGAUGGAAAUGGCUUUUAACACAAGAUGCAAAGAGGAGAACACUGCCAUCCUGCAGCAGCUACUCCCACUGCGGGCUGAAGUAGCCAAACUGCUUGGCUAUAGCACACAUGCUGACUUUGUCCUUGAGAUGAAUACUGCCAAGAGUACGAGGCAUGUAACAGCCUUUCUUGAUGAUUUAAGCCAGAAAUUAAAACCCUUGGGUGAAGCAGAACGAGAGUUCAUUUUGAACUUGAAGAAAAAGGAAUGUGAAGAGAGAGGUUUUGAAUACGAUGGGAAGAUCAAUGCCUGGGAUCUCCACUACUACAUGACUCAGACAGAAGAACUCAAGUACUCUGUAGACCAGGAGACCCUCAAGGAAUACUUCCCGAUUGAAGUGGUCACUGAAGGCUUACUGAACAUCUACCAGGAGUUGCUGGGACUUUCAUUUGAGCAAGUGACAGAUGCUCACGUUUGGAAUAAAAGUGUUACACUUUACACUGUGAAGGAUAAAGCUACAGGAGAAGUAUUAGGACAGUUCUACUUGGACCUCUAUCCAAGGGAAGGGAAGUACAACCACGCAGCCUGCUUUGGUCUCCAGCCUGGAUGCCUCCUGCCUGACGGGAGCCGCAUGAUGUCUGUGGCCGCCCUCGUGGUGAACUUCUCACAGCCACUAGCAGGUCGUCCCUCUCUCCUGAGACACGAUGAGGUGAGGACUUACUUCCAUGAAUUCGGUCAUGUCAUGCAUCAGAUUUGUGCACAGACUGACUUUGCACGAUUUAGUGGAACAAACGUGGAAACUGACUUCGUAGAGGUGCCAUCACAAAUGCUUGAAAACUGGGUGUGGGACGCGGAUUCCCUCCGAAGACUGUCUAAGCAUUAUAAACACGGAAGCCCUAUUACAGAUGAUCUGCUUGAAAAGCUUGUUGCUUCUAGACUGGUCAACACAGGUCUCCUGACCUUACGCCAGAUUGUUUUGAGCAAAGUUGAUCAGUCUCUCCACACCAACACCGCGCUGGAUGCUGCAAGUGAAUAUGCCAAAUACUGCACAGAAAUUUUAGGUGUUGCAGCUACUCCAGGCACAAACAUGCCAGCAACUUUUGGACAUUUGGCUGGGGGGUAUGAUGGCCAAUAUUAUGGAUAUCUUUGGAGUGAAGUGUUUUCCAUGGACAUGUUUUACAGCUGUUUUAAAAAAGAAGGGAUAAUGAAUCCUGAGGUUGGAAUGAAAUACAGAAAGCUGAUCCUGAAACCUGGGGGAUCUCUGGACGGCAUGGACAUGCUCCAAAAUUUCUUGACACGUGAGCCAAACCAAAAAGCGUUUCUAAUGAGCCGAGGCCUGCCUGCUCCGUGAACUGGGGCUCUUUGGGAUCCGUCCAUGUUUGGAGGACAAGCCAACAUCACCACGUGUUACUGGCUGGAAACUGAAGGGAGUUUUGCAAAUGAAAAUGUAGAUUUCUAUUAACUUCCUUUUGUUUUUUAAUUUGAAAAAUUAUACAGAUGUAAAUGGAAUUCUAAAUACUGUGACCUAAGAAAAGAUGCGUUAGAAAAUAAUUGAUUGUACUAUAAACUUUCAUAAAAAUGGAUGUGAUUUCUUUUUAUAAAAGUUUCAUAUGAAUGCAAUUUGAUUUUUUUACGAUUAUAAUCUAGAUAAUGUAAGAGGGCUAAGAAUUUUUUAAUUGAAUCAUAUACAUUAUCUGCUUUGAUCCUUCUUAUAUCUGAGUUUUGUACUUGGGAUUUCUCGGCUGAUAAAUGAAUCAUCACAUCCCUCUGAUAGAUAUUUUCUCAGAGCCUUGCAUCCACUUUAACUCUCUGUCUCCCAGUAAAGUGUGACCUCUUUGCCUGCAUACCUCCAGGCCAGGGGACUAUGCCUCGGUAAUUAAUGGAUGUAUCUUUGUAUUUCAGGCCUCAUGAUUUCCAACUUUCCACCACCUGUAAUUGGUUUAGUCUUUGUUGUCUGAUGUCCAGUCAGAGAGUACCAAAAAAUGAGUUUUAGCUGAAAUGGCCUAAUGUAUAUUAUGACUUUUAAUAUCUCACGUUAGAGUAUUUGAGAUCUUGGCUUCGGCACAUAAGAUCGUCAUAUUUACCAGUUAGAACACUAAAGCAAACCUAAGAUUCCUUUUCUCUUCUCGGGCUUCUAGUAAACAGCAAGGUCUCUGCCUCCUUUACUGUGCUCCUCGCCUGAAGUGACAGGUAAAUUGUUACAAAGGCCUAUCUCGAGUGCUGCAGGAAGAGAGCUGAACGGAAGCAUAAAAAGUCCAGAAGCCCCAGGAAGUGAGUGGAUUCUGCACAGGAGUCUGUGAAGACGGCCGCUCCAGCGGGACGUGUGCUUCAGCUCAGCCAUGGGGAGGGGGCUCCUCUGCGGCUUGUUUCAUCUGGUGAUUUUAAGUGCGCCUUUGGAGCGCUUUAGCUCUCUUUCCUGUGGGCCUAAAUUCCAAUUUGCAAACCAGGAAACUUACAUACUUACUUUUCCUCUAGGCGUCUACUCAAUGAGAAAACCAAAAUAGGAUAAUAAAAAAAUUUUUUUAAUUAAAAACUAACUUGGAAUGUAUGCAUUCUGCAUAGGGCUUCUAAUUGUUUCCCAGUGUGUACUGAGGUAUGACUCUGCUGGCCAGGGACAAAAUUAGAACCUUUCCAUUCUCUAAUCCAAAUGGACUUUGUGCUAAAUAAAAAGAUAUUAUGCUGCAUAGUCAAAUUAUAGACAGCAGGAAAAAUCAAGAGCUGUAGUGACAAAAGAAAAUUCAUAUUGUUAUUGUCGAGCAAAAUACCCUAAACAUCACAGGAAAUCCCACCCUCCCUUCUGAGACAAUUGCCUGGCCCUCUCGCCCCCAUAUUCAUCCCGUGUCAUCAUCUCCGGUCCUUAAAGCUGGUGUUUUUGUUUUGUUUUGGUUCUUUUUUUUUUUCGGUCUUAGCAACGUAUGGUACUUUUUUCAUAUCUUUGUUUCCCCAAACUGUUCUCUUUUCCAGUUUCAGGCAAAAACUCUCUUCAGCUUUUCUAUUGCCCAGUGUGUUUCCUUAACAACAGUAACUUUUAUCAUUUUCAAUCUUAUUUCAUGUGGAAAAACUAAUAUUUGGUAUGGAAACGUCUACACACAAUAAAAUUACAUUAUUAUCCAAGA